Messenger RNA from Leucoraja erinaceus (little skate), 1232 nucleotides. Its product is annotated as mitogen-activated protein kinase 7-like. Bases 191 to 1003 code for a protein of 270 amino acids. Lineage: Eukaryota; Metazoa; Chordata; Chondrichthyes; Rajiformes; Rajidae. The transcript has 3 exons. The record is from RefSeq and is a predicted model, not a curated record.
CUCAGGCUUGGAGCCUAACGCAAUCUUGCGACCAACAGCAGGCUUGGGGCCUUCCUUGGGCUUGGGAACUACUACAGGUCUGAGGCCUACAGCAGGCCUGGGACCCACGUCAGGCUUGCGGCCUAACCCCGCAGUCUUGGGGCCUACCUCAGGCCAAGGGCCUGCUGCAGGCCUGGGGCCUAACACAAUCAUGGGGCCUCCCUCAGGCUUGGAGCCCAGCUCGGACUUGCAACCAACCACAGGCGUGAGGCCUAACACAGGCUUUGUCACUACCACACACCCGGGGCCUCCUGCAGGCCCGGGGCCCGCAACAAACUCUCAGCCUGCCGCAGGCCCAGAUCCUACUAAUCUGGGGCCUAGCUCAAGCUUGGGGCCUACCUCAGGCUUGCAGCCUAGUACGGGGCUGGGGCCGACCACAGGCCUGGGUCCCAGUACAAGGCUCGGGCCUCCCUCGGGCUUGGGAACCACUGCACACAUGAGGCCGAACGCCAUUCUGCAGCCUGGGGCCCCGAGGGCAAGUCUGGGACCCUCGGCUUAUGCGGGCCUUCCCCCUCAGGCCUCCUGCUUCACUGGUAAUCCCACGGCCCCACCCGCCCGGCCUGCAGCUCAGGCUUACGGAACGGGGCCUGUUCAACCCUGGCGAUCUUCCCUCCAAAACCAGGGCCCGGAGGUGUCUAGGAGCGACCAGGAAGAUCUGAGCAUGGUCACUCACCAGCUGUCGAAAUCUCAGGUGAAAGAUCUCCUCCCUCCCGUUUUCUCCAUGACUCCCAAGGGAAGUGGGGCCGGCUACGGAGUUGGAUUCGACCUGGAGGAGCUUCUGAACCAGUCCUUUGACAUGUUGGGGGAGACCCAGGAGAGCCAGCAAGAGUCUCCCCCUCUCUCCGCCUCGCUGCUUGCCGACUGGCUGGAAGUUCAUUGCAUGAAUCCCUCAGACAUGGAGUCUUUACAGAGGGACCUGCAGCUGGGAUCCCCGAUGGUGCUGUCCGACACUCCCGACCUCUAACGCCCGCAGAGGAUCCACGCUCUCCACACAGAGAUGCUGCCCGUCUGCCCGACCCACCCGCUGAGUUACUCCAGCACUUUGUGUGUGUGUGUGUCUCUCUCUCUGCAGCAUCUGCAGUUCCUCCUUGCACAGACCUUGCAGCAGCGUAACAGGACUGUAAAUACUGUAGUCAAUGAAUAACGUUUUAAAUAGAACAAAUUUCAAUAGAAACUAGCGUUUGAUGCAUUCG